AAUAAUAAUAAUAAUAAUAAUAAUAAUAAUAAUAAUAAUGAAACAGACUUAGCUAUCAAAUAUCCAAUACGACGUCGUCGCACCAGUUUCUCUAGACAAUACCAACGAUCCUCUUCUCUAACACCUCAACAAUCAACACCUGUUUCUUCAAAUAAUGAUCAAAUUCCAGAUGAUAAAAACCCCGAUACGUUUACCGGUUUUCGGUUGAAGUUCCGCUGGCAAUUGGCAUUUUUACUCGCUGUAUUGAUAACGACGUUUUCUUCGUUGUUGCAUAAGAAUAUUUCAUUGCAUAAUCAAGCUAAUGAUCUGCAGGCCCAGAUUACAAAGCUCAAUGGUAGAUUACAAGUCUGCAAUUUACUGGAACCCACGGACUUAAAUGAUCAAGAUUCACAAGAAAGCGUAAAUUUUUCCAAUAACAAAUUGAAAAAUGUAGCAUUGGUUCUCUCGAUAAUACUUCUUUCAAUUCCCUUUAUUUUUCUCAAGUAUGUGGAAUAUAUCUCAAACUCUAGAUCACCAGACAAUUUGAAGGAAGAGGCGUCCUUAAAUAAGCAGCUCGCUUAUAAAGUUGACGUGUUUUUAUCAACACGCCCAUAUUCAAAGCCAUUGGCGUUGUUGGUUGCAACUCUUUUACUUAUUGGUGUUGGUGGUUUGGCACUUUUUGGUGUUACUGAUGAUGGCUUGGCUGAUUGCCUUUGGUUAUCGUGGACUUAUGUUGCUGAUUCCGGAAACCAUGCCAACUCUGAGGGAGUUGGUCCACGGUUAGUUUCAGUUUCUAUAAGUUUUGGUGGGAUGCUUAUAUUUGCAAUGAUGCUUGGACUCGUUACUGAUGCCAUAUCUGAAAAGUUUGACUCGCUGAGGAAAGGAAGAAGCGAGGUGGUUAAGAAAGACCACACACUAAUUCUUGGAUGGAGUGAUAAAUUGGGUUCGCUAUUAAAUCAACUUGCUAUAGCUAAUGAGAGUUUGGGUGGAGGGAUUGUGGUAGUUAUGGCUGAACGAGACAAAGAAGAGAUGGAACUUGACAUUGCUAAUAUGGAAUUUGAGUUUAGACAAACAUCUGUAAUAUGCAGAAGUGGAAGCCCAUUAAUAUUGGCUGACCUAAAAAAGGUUUCUGUAUCCAAGGCUCGUGCAAUCAUUGUCCUUGCGGAAGAUGGAAAUGCUGACCAGAGUGAUGCAAGAGCUUUGAGAACGGUUUUAAGCCUAACAGGUGUAAAGGAAGGACUUGGUGGACACAUUGUGGUGGAACUUGGCGAUCUUGACAAUGAGGUGCUUGUUAAACUUGUAGGCGGGGAUCUUGUUGAAACCGUUGUGGCUCAUGAUGUUAUUGGUCGUUUGAUGAUUCAGUGUGCCAGACAACCUGGCCUUGCACAGGUGUGGGAAGAUAUUCUUGGAUUUGAAAAUUGUGAGUUUUACAUUAAAAGAUGGCCACAACUGGAUGGUAUGCAGUUUGAAGAUGUCUUAAUUAGCUUUCCGGAUGCCAUCCCUUGUGGAGUAAAAUCAGUUUCCCGAGGGGGAAAAAUCAUCCUUAAUCCUGAUGAAUCGUAUGUUCUACAAGAAGGUGAUGAGGUGCUUGUUAUAGCAGAGGAUGAUGAUACAUAUGCGCCAGUAACAUUACCAACGGUGAAAGAAGCACCAUUCAUACACAUUUCCCGACCAGCAAGAAAGCCCCAGAAGAUUCUUCUUUGUGGAUGGAGGCGGGACAUUGAUGAUAUGAUUGUGGUACUGGAUGCCUUUUUAGCACCAGGUUCGGAGUUAUGGAUGUUUAAUGAAGUUUUUGAAGGCGUGAGGGAACAGAAGCUCAUUGAGGGUGGCUUAGACAUUGAGCGGUUAAUGAAUAUAACUCUGGUUCAUCGUGAAGGGAAUGCUGUCAUACGUCGUCACUUGGAAAGCCUUCCCUUGGAAUCUUUUGAUUCAAUCUUGAUUCUAGCUGACGAGUCGGUAGAAGAUUCAGCAAUACAGGCUGAUUCCAGAUCUCUUGCUACACUUCUAUUAAUACGUGAUAUCCAGGCUAAGCGUCUUCCAUAUAGAGAAGCCAUGGCUUCACAAGGUCGCAAAGGUAGCUUUUCACAAGGUUCCUGGAUAGGGGAAAUGCAGCAGGCUUCAGAUAAAUCAGUUAUCAUUAGUGAAAUCCUUGACCCUCGAACUAAAAAUCUACUAUCCAUGUCAAGGAUCAGCGAUUAUGUUCUAUCAAAUGAGCUUGUUAGCAUGGCAUUAGCAAUGGUUGCAGAAGACCGCCAAAUAAAUGAUGUACUUGAGGAACUUUUUGCUGAAGAGGGGAACGAGAUGCACAUAAGGCAAGCAGAACUGUAUAUUCAGGAAGGUGAAGAACUUAGUUUUUAUGAAAUUCUUCUGCGUGCUAGACAAAGGAGAGAAAUUGUGAUCGGGUACCGUUUAGGCAAUGUAGAGAAAGCUGUGAUCAACCCCCCUGGGAAGAUGGAGAAACGGAGGUGGUCGCUUAAGGAUGUUUUUGUAGUAAUAGCUGAGAAGGAAUGACAAGCUGUUAAAGAAAAUGCGUCUUUCGUCUAGGCAUCCAAGUCUGGUAUUGUACAGUUGUCUAAGGGAAAUAGAAAUUGCUGAACACAAGCAUCCCUGGAUGCAACAUGUUGUACAGUUUCAUGUUACGGAAAUAAUUGUACAUAGAAACAAAAAAGAAAAUAGAUAGCAGAUCGGUUAGCAUUUUGGGAUUUUGGAUAGAUAGUCAAAUGCCAAAAUUCAUUUUGUAAUUGAUUACUAUUUACUUGAUACUUAAUUACUUGAUACUUGAUUAUGCAAAGCAUUUUAUAAA
Molecule: messenger RNA, 2782 nt
Organism: Erigeron canadensis
Lineage: Eukaryota; Viridiplantae; Streptophyta; Magnoliopsida; Asterales; Asteraceae
Product: ion channel CASTOR-like
Exons: 12
Biological process (GO): potassium ion transport
Source: RefSeq, a predicted model, not a curated record